Molecule: messenger RNA, 1881 nt
Organism: Labeo rohita (rohu)
Lineage: Eukaryota; Metazoa; Chordata; Actinopteri; Cypriniformes; Cyprinidae
Gene: tomm34
Product: translocase of outer mitochondrial membrane 34
Exons: 8
Coding region: 374-1291 (305 amino acids)
Cellular component (GO): cytosol; mitochondrion
Molecular function (GO): heat shock protein binding
Source: RefSeq, a predicted model, not a curated record
AACACUGGAUUGAGUUACAAUCACCCAUCCUGAUCUUCAAAUAGCAGCAGCGGAGAUCAACAGCCGCUUCAGUCCGGAGAACUGAAACUGAAAUUCAACACCGCCCGUUUCUGUAAAGCCUCAGCCGGUAAAACGUGGUGAUCGUCCCGGCGCGUGUGUAGUAGGAGGAGAAGUGGAUCUUCUAGCGUGUUCUAGAACGAGGACUGACUAGUUGACUCAUGUAGUUCACGUGCUGUUUUUUUAAAUACAAUAACUGGUAACUUUAACCAAGCGGAGCCGAGCGAUCACCAAAGCCCUUCCUUCAACGUUUACUUUCCGGUUUUUCAACUUCAAACGGCGAUUCUACCGCGGUAACUUUGUUUUGUUUAUCAUCAUGCCUCAGAAGCGGCGCUCACAGUCGUGGACGGAGCUCAAACAAGCCGGUAACGAUUGUUUCAGAGCCGGUCAGUAUGGAGAAGCUGUGAACCUCUACAGCCAGUCCAUCCAGCUGCUGGAGAAGUCUGGUCAGAAGAACAAGGAAGAUCUGGGUAUUUUGUACUCCAACAGGGCCGCCAGUUACCUGAAAGAUGGAAACUGCAAUGAAUGCAUUAAAGACUGUACAACGUCUCUUGAAUUGGUCCCAUUUGGAUUUAAAGCUCUGCUUCGCCGUGCGUCAGCUUACGAAGCCUUGGAGAGAUACAGACAGGCGUAUGUGGACUACAAAACUGUGUUACAGAUAGACUGGAACAUACCGGCUGCUCACGACGGUGUCAACAGAAUGACCAAGGCUUUGACAGACAUCGACGGACCGUCUUGGAGAGAGAAACUGCCUCCGAUUCCCACCGUCCCCAUGUCUGUGAAAGAAAGCCUGGCGCAAGCUGCCAGCUCGGCCUCCAGCCCAAAACAAAACAGCGUGAUUGACAACAAGAAAAAAGCACCAGGACCUGAAGCUGUUAAAAAGGCCAAGGCUUUAAAGGAAGAAGGCAAUGCGUUUGUGAAGAAGGGCGAACACAAGAAAGCUUUAGAGAAGUACACACAGUCCAUCAGUCAGGAUCCCACAGAAGUCACAACCUACACUAACCGGGCUCUCUGCUACCUGUCAUUAAAGAUGUACAAAGAAGCUAUUAGCGACUGCGAUGAGGCUCUUCGAAUGGAUUCUGCCAACAUUAAGGCUUUUUACAGACGUGCACAGGCAAACAAGGAACUCAAGAACAAGAAAUCUAGUAUUGAAGAUCUCAACAGUGUGCUCAAAAUCGAGCCGAACAACAUGGCGGCACAGAAACUACUGCAGGAAGUACAGAAGAUCAAAUAACUGUGAUUGGAAACUUUCCCCAAGUGCCUCGAGUUGAUUUGCCUCCGCAAAUUUGCUACAGACUUUAGAUAUGCACUGCAUAGUGCUAUUUUAAAAUUAGGAAAUAAUUUGAGUGUAUAUGUUCAUGUAGGCACAUCUGACCGGGUGUAUUAUUGUCAUUAAUAAGGCAAUCAAAUUUCUUUCUGAAAGUCCAUCUGUGUCUGAGAUCAAACUUGUUCUGGUAAAUACAUUUGUCAUUAACUGAAUGUGAUUUUAAUGUGUCUUUUUCAUUGCACACAUAACUGAAUGGCUUUUUUUUCCAGACUAAAUUUUAAUUCCUACUUCACUUUAGGUUUACAACUCAAAAGGCAGAUAGUAUUAGGGCUGCAUUUUCUAUUUUUUUUUUUUUUGUGCUUACCUUUUUUGCUGUAAUUUUUUGGGUUAUUUACUGUCAAAACCAAUUAAUGUUUAUAUUCAUUUGUAAAGACUUGACACCUGUAUUUAUUGAUGUUUCAUAUGCCAUUUUGCAUCAAGACAAUGUAAACGGGUCUGUUAUUUAAAGAAAUUAAUGUGCUGUUAUGCAUAUGAUAAUAAAGGAGAAUGUUCAGGAA